AUGAAGUAUUCCAGGUACGAUAUGGGUAUUGAUCGGUACGGUACACGCAAACCUGGUGGCUUUGCCUGGGACAUCGUCUUGCUCGGGACUACUACUGCCUUGUGUGGUAUCCUGGGUAUCCCGCCUGCCAAUGGUCUUCUUCCACAGGCACCCUUGCACUCGGAAUCCCUGAUGCACACAGAGAAGGAAGAGCAAAGUGUCAUCGUCGACGGCGAAGAAAAGAUAGAGACGCGUGAAGUGCGACGGGUCUAUGAGCAGCGCUGGUCAUCGUUCCUUCACGCGGGGGCCAUUUUCCUUUUCAUCAGCCCGCCAUUCAUGAAAGUACUCGGCUUGACCCCGACGAGCGUCCUCGCGGGACUGUUCAUGUUCAUGGGUGAACAGAGCUUAUCAGUCAAUCUAAUUCUAUACUGCACUUUCUAUCUCUUCACACUACUCUCAGAGCUCUUACUACUACUACAGUCCAUACACAACCCCAGCGAGGUACCAGACAUCACCGAUACACCCCGCAACCCAUCCUACCUCCCAAUCCACCUCUACACCCUCCUACAAAUCGUCAUCACGGUCGUGAUUUUCAUCCUCACCUUGACACGUGGUGCGCCCGCAUUCCCAAUCCUAAUCAUCGCUCUCGUCCCAUUCCGGCUCCUAGUAAUGAAGCGAUGGUGGCCCCGAGAAGUCCUCCGCUUCGUUGACGCUUGGGCCUGUCGCGAAUGA
Molecule: messenger RNA, 711 nt
Organism: Penicillium cinerascens
Lineage: Eukaryota; Fungi; Ascomycota; Eurotiomycetes; Eurotiales; Aspergillaceae
Product: HCO3- transporter family protein
Exons: 2
Coding region: 1-711 (236 amino acids)
Biological process (GO): monoatomic ion homeostasis; borate transport; monoatomic anion transport
Cellular component (GO): plasma membrane; fungal-type vacuole
Molecular function (GO): borate efflux transmembrane transporter activity; solute:inorganic anion antiporter activity
Source: RefSeq, a predicted model, not a curated record